Molecule: messenger RNA, 1170 nt
Organism: Adineta ricciae
Lineage: Eukaryota; Metazoa; Rotifera; Eurotatoria; Adinetida; Adinetidae
Source: the annotation of a GenBank genome assembly
AUGUUGACAAUUCCUGUUAGUUUCACGUCGCCAGUUGUGAUUAGUGUUAGUAUUCUAACCGCAAUCGGUGUUUAUGUACUUUUUGGACCGGAACCAAAAGAUCGAAGAAAGAAAGGUCAUCCUGGUGGACUGAUCAAUUAUGGAAACAAUUGUUUUGCUAACGCUAUCGUUCAAUGUCUUGCAUCUUCAUCGAUAUUUAUUUAUUGGCUCGAUCAACACGUGCAAAAUAAUCGUGUUACUCAAAUCCUUCUUGAUCUUAUUCAGUCAAUUAAUGGACAAUCAUCCUCCUUUUCACAAGACUCCACUGUUGCUAAAUUGAUUGAUCAUAUGUGUCAGCCGAGAUGGUCAAGUCCAUUCGAACAGCAGGAUAGUCACGAAUUUCUUCUUUCUUUGAUAAAUACAUUAACUCACAAGAAAUCGACACGGCCGAAACAACUCGGCUUUGCUGCUUGUCUUGAUUCGGACGAACAGGAUGAUACACAGUCAAUGAUGAUCAAUGAAAGUCCGUUGGUAUCUCCACAUCCAUUUCAAGGUCUACAAGCAACACAACUACAGUGCAACGAAUGUAGACAUAAAAAUCCAAUCAGUAUGUCGCUUUUUGAAUCCCUGUCUCUAGUCAUACCUGAUCGGCAGACAGCGAGUCCAUUGACACUUGCUGUUCGGCAACAACAAAACUUUGCCUUACAAGAAUUGAUUGGUAAUUAUCUCAAGGCUGAGAUGAUUACUAAUUUAACAUGCAAACAAUGUAAAUCGAAAGGAAAUUUAUCACAUCGGAAAAUAACAACGUUCUCUCGACUGCCGGAAAUCCUUUGUUUGCAUAUCAUUCGCACGACAUGGACAAAUGAAGGUUGGCCGAUAAAAAAUACAAGUCAUGUUUCGUUUCCUGAUCUAUUGGACAUGAAUCCGUUCAUAUCGUUAUCACGUCUUCUACCAGCAAAUUUACCCCCAACUCAACCGAUCAAGAAACCAUCGAAUGCUUUCUAUCGACUCAAUUCCGUCCUUGUACAUUUAGGUGGUAUCAGUGAAGCUGGACAUUUCAUUGUCUAUAGAAGACGAGUGGAUAACAAGGGAUGGCUAUCCAUAUCUGAUGAUUCUGUCCGAGAAUGCAGUGAUCUUCAAGUAUUCGCUUCUAUGGCAUACAUUUUGUUUUAUGAACGAGUGAAGAAAUAA